Triticum aestivum (bread wheat) is the source of this 659-nucleotide messenger RNA. Its product is annotated as protein BIG GRAIN 1-like. Lineage: Eukaryota; Viridiplantae; Streptophyta; Magnoliopsida; Poales; Poaceae. The record is from RefSeq and is a predicted model, not a curated record. The transcript has a single exon. The annotation marks the transcript as partial.
CCUGACGAGCUACCGUGCGUGCGCGCUAGCACCCGCGGCUUCUCCUCUUCUGAGGCCGAGUCGUCCAACCAACGCCGCCUGCGCCCUAUCUGCACCAUCGUCCCCACGCCAGAGAAGAAGACCAAGAAGCCGGCGGGGGCCUCGAUCCGUGCGCUCAGGGACCUCCGCAAGCCGGCAUCCCCCGAUGCGCGCUGGGAGAGGGCGGGCACGGCCGGGCGCGCGAGCGCCGCGAGCGGCGUGGCGGCCAGGCGCCCGAGAGCUACGGCGGUCGGGUUCUCUUCUUCGUGGCAGUGGAUCGCAGUGGAGGCGGCGGAGGCCGCCUGGGCCGCGCAGGGAACUCCGGAGGCGACGAGGUUCCGCGGUGCGGCGGCGGCGACCUGCGGCAGCGACCAGCGGGCCAGCGAAUAAAAUGACACACGGAUGGGUGGAUGAUAGGGGGGCCAGGCCCGGACACACACGGAUGAGGGGACGCAGAAAAGCGUCCGCUUUCGACCCAAUGUGUCCUAAAUUUGGGACGAAAAUGGGUCUUCGCGAAAACAAAAUAAACAAGAAAUAGAAAUGGGUCUGUGCGUUGGGCGUUGUCUUUUACCCGUGCGCACGCAAAUGGAUGCAGGCGGAUGAUCUGGGUCGCUGCGUUGGAGUUGCUCUUACAUCCUUGA